Lottia gigantea (owl limpet) is the source of this 1258-nucleotide messenger RNA. RefSeq lists its product as hypothetical. Gene Ontology annotation, biological process: protein polyubiquitination. Bases 14 to 1258 code for a protein of 414 amino acids. Gene Ontology annotation, molecular function: ubiquitin protein ligase activity; metal ion binding. Lineage: Eukaryota; Metazoa; Mollusca; Gastropoda; Lottiidae. The transcript is spliced from 7 exons. The record is from RefSeq and is a predicted model, not a curated record.
CUUAUAUCUAAACAUGGCGGAAGCCUCUCCUUGGACCUCUUCAGUUCAAUGCAGGUAUUUUCUCCAUGGGGCCUGCAAACAAGGAGAUCAGUGUAAGUUUGCACACGAUUAUAAUACAGCACCAUCAAUGAUUUGUAGAUAUUAUCUAAAAGGUUGCUGUGCUUAUGGGGCCAAUUGUAGAUUUGAUCAUGUGAAACUAGAUAAGAAUAAAACCAAUGAAAAGAAUCAUACCAAAACACUAGAGGGCAUUCAGAAACCAUCUAUUAUAUCAGAAUGUGAGAAGAGAAAGAGUAAACUAGUAUCAUUAAAGAGAGGAGGAGAGGUCAAGGAGGCUAAUAACUGUAUUUCACCGCAUGGUAAACCACCUGAAGAAUGGGUUAAAGCCAAAGAAUUUGUCCCUGGUGAAAAAUAUGAAGGAUCAGUUCCGUCAUCCUAUGCUAAAGCCACAUCAAAUGGUCAAGAUGGAGAAGAUAUAGAGAUUUUAGAAGAUAAUAGUAAUGUACUAUGUCCUUAUGCUGCUGGUGGUGAGUGUUGGUAUGGUGAUAACUGUACAUAUCUCCAUGGUAACCAAUGUGAAUUAUGUGGUCUCAAUAUGUUACAUCCUACCGACGAAGAGCAACGAAAACAACAUCUUUUGGAGUGUACAGAGCAACAUGAAGAAGAUAUGGAGUUAUCAUUUGCUAUAGCUAGAAGUAAAGAUAAGGCGUGUGGUAUUUGUAUGGAUAUAGUAGUAGACAAACAACCCAUCAGUGAAAGACGAUUUGGUAUUCUACCCAACUGUAACCAUAUAUUCUGUCUGAACUGCAUCCGCAAAUGGAGAUGUGCCAAACAAUUUGAAAAUAAAAUCAUCAGGGCUUGUCCAGAAUGUAGAGUACAGUCAGAUUUUGUAGCACCUAGUCAGUAUUGGGUUGAAGCCGAGGAAGAUAAAGCCAAAUUAAUUGAAGGUUAUAAAUCUGCACUAAGCUCAAAACCAUGCAGAUAUUUCGAUCAAGGAAAAGGAGAAUGUCCCUUUAAUGAGAAGUGUUUCUAUUUACAUGCUUAUCCUGAUGGACGGAAGGCUGAACCUCAACCAAGGAGAACACGACGACGUGAAAAUGCUAAUGGGGAACGUGAUUUCAUGCAUCAUUCUAGUUUGUGGGAAUUUCUACAAGUGCGAGACGAAUUAGACAAUUUAAAUAUAUUAGAUGAAGAAUUAUCUAUACUAUUAUUAGGUUUAAUGUUAGAUUCAGAUGAGGAUAGUGAUGAUGAUUCCUUCUGA